Debaryomyces fabryi is the source of this 822-nucleotide messenger RNA. RefSeq lists its product as uncharacterized. NCBI's taxonomy places the organism in Eukaryota, Fungi, Ascomycota, Pichiomycetes, Serinales, Debaryomycetaceae. The coding region runs from base 1 to 822 and encodes 273 amino acids. The record is from RefSeq and is a predicted model, not a curated record. The transcript has a single exon.
AUGAAUAUUGCCAGGAGGUAUUUUAGUAAGUUCGUGGAGAAAUGUCCGAUUGAAAUAGGGUGUGAAUGUAAUAUACUUAGGGAAUUGCCAAAAGACAAACCUAUUGAUUUUGAUAAAAAUCUAAAUGGAACCAGCGUUAUUCCAUGGAAACAUUUAUUGAUCUUAUCCCAUGGUUUCAAAAGUGCCGACGAGUGGCCAUCAAAGCUUGAGUUGUUACCGAAUUCUUUGACUAACGAGAUGGAUUUAUUAAAGCGAAAGGUUGUAUCUCCGUUUCAUCCUAUAAUGAUUUCGAACGCAAUAUUGCCAAAUAUGACACCAGGGACUAAGGAGAUGGUGUAUCUAUAUCCAGACAAUAAGAUGAUAGAGUUUGAUAUCAAGGAUACGAAAGAUUUCAUGCAUACGUAUCUAGUACCUCUGGAGGAAGAGAUGGCACAGCAUGAGUCCGUGUACAAUCCAUUCAAGAAGACGGAAGCAAUAACUCGAGAGAAGAAGAAUAUAGAUUUCAAAGAACAGGAUAUUAAGAAAGAUCUAAUUCUUGUGUGUGGUCACACCCAGAGGGAUAUUAGAUGCGGUAAGAUUGCACCCAUAUUAGUUGAACAGUUCAAUAAAACACUCAAGGAAAGACGUCUCGAUGUGGAUGUUGGAAUUGUAUCACAUAUUGGAGGACAUGCAUAUGCUGGUAAUGUUAUUUACUUUCCUCUGGAUAAGACGAAGAAGUCCAUUUGGUACGGACGGGUCUUUCCGGAGAAGGUGGCCGGGAUUAUUGAUGAAACUGUGAUCGGGGGUAAAAUCAUUAAGGAGUUAUAUAGAGGAGAGGUGUGA